AUGUUUUCAGUCAAUCGUUUAUUUCAGUUCUGGGGUUUAUUCCAACUCGCAGCAUUUGCAGUUGCUAGUGAUGGUUUUGUUAAAGUUGAUUUCGACGUGUAUCAAGGGUUAAACUUAUCUGCUGCUUUAUCAGGCUACUCACACAUCUCUAGAAGAGAUGGUGAUGGUUCAUUCGAUGUUUCAUUAGUUAAUGAAAAACAAUUUUAUGUUUCAAAAUUGCAAAUAGGAACUCCUGAAAGUGAAGUCAGUGUAUUGUUAGAUACGGGAUCGUCAGAUUUAUGGGUGAUGUCAACGAAAAACCCUCAAUGUAAGGACAACGGUGGUUCCAUUGAUUGUGAACAGUACGGCACGUACAACGAAACUGCUUCAUCUACUUUCCACGACAACAAGACAGACUUUUCUAUCCAGUACGUUGAUCAGACAUAUGCCAAAGGUACAUGGGGUACUGAUACCAUUUCUUUGACUGAAGGUUUGAAGUUAGAAAACGCAAGUUUUGCUGUCGCAGACGACUCUGACUCUAAUGUUGGUGUUUUCGGUAUUGGCUUCAAGGGCUUAGAAAGUAACCCAGAGCAAUACUCCAACUUACCUAUUACCAUGAAAGAACAAGGUUUUAUCAAGAAACUUGCUUAUUCUUUAUACUUAACUUCAGCUGAAUCUGAAUCUGGUUCAAUUUUGUUUGGUGCUAUUGACCAUGCCAAGUACGAAGGUGAAUUAGCUACUAUAGAUAUCAGCAAGCUUAAUGGUGAUUAUGCAUACUUACAGAUUCCAUUAACCUCUGUCUCAGUAGAGGUUAACUCGAAUGCUGAUAACCAACCAUCUGAUAGUUCAGUUCCAUCAACUGGUUCGAGCGUUAGAUCCUUCAACAAUUCGAGCCCUCAAUCUAUUAGUGCUAACAACUCACAGGCCUUAUUAGAUUCUGGAACCACUUUGACAUACUUGCAGGAUUCAUUAAUUCAACAAGUUCUUGAACAAGCUGACAAGAAUGCUUCUUACAGUCCACUGGCCGGUGCCUAUACCGUUUCAUGUAGUUUGAGACUGCCAGGUAACAGCAUGACUUUCAGAUUCAAUGACGAAAAGGAUAUCAAGGUUCCAUUAUCAGAUCUUGUCUUACAAACAGGUCAAGAUCCUAACACCGGUAAGGCUAUUUGCAUAUUUGGAGCUUUACCAAGUAACGAUAUCAUUCUUGGUGACAACUUUUUGAGAUCAUCCUACUCAGUUUUCAAUUUAGAUGACAAGACAAUCUCUAUUGCUCAACUCAAGCAAACCAAUGAUGAGGACAUUGAAGUGAUCAACUGA
Debaryomyces fabryi is the source of this 1296-nucleotide messenger RNA. It is a transcript of the gene SAP7, whose product is annotated as Sap7p. The record is from RefSeq and is a predicted model, not a curated record. Gene Ontology annotation, molecular function: aspartic-type endopeptidase activity. Lineage: Eukaryota; Fungi; Ascomycota; Pichiomycetes; Serinales; Debaryomycetaceae. Gene Ontology annotation, biological process: proteolysis. Bases 1 to 1296 code for a protein of 431 amino acids. The transcript has a single exon.